Messenger RNA from Cantharellus anzutake, 450 nucleotides. RefSeq lists its product as uncharacterized. The record is from RefSeq and is a predicted model, not a curated record. Bases 1 to 450 code for a protein of 149 amino acids. The transcript is spliced from 5 exons. NCBI's taxonomy places the organism in Eukaryota, Fungi, Basidiomycota, Agaricomycetes, Cantharellales, Hydnaceae.
AUGACGGGCGGGAACGAUGGAGCGUUGGAGGUAGUAGAGGAAGUGGUACUGGGAGGGGUCGAUCAGGAGGGAAGGGAAGCUGGAAGUACAAGACGGACGCUCAGCUCAACGGUUGCGGUGGUCGAUGACGCGCUAGCAGUGGUGACAAGGCAUUCCGGGAUAAGAGUUUUACAACAACAUGGGAACCAAUGGGAACGGUGUAUUUCGAAUAACCUCAUCAUUAUGGGAAUUCUACUGGGAGCAAGGGAUUAUUGGGUCAAGAAUCUAUACCCCCCAUACCAUGACCACUUCCGUUAUGUUCCCCACCUCUCCUCGUCCUUACGACCAAAUCGUCGAGUAGAGAUGAACAAAGCUGUACAUGGUAUUAGUUUAUUAAAAAGCAAAUAUCCGCGGAACUUCAGACCUGUCAGAAUUGGGAAGCUCAUAAACGACACGCGAGGGCCCAGCUAA